Messenger RNA from Hibiscus syriacus, 849 nucleotides. RefSeq names its product type-1 glutamine synthetase 1-like. Gene Ontology annotation, molecular function: glutamine synthetase activity. The record is from RefSeq and is a predicted model, not a curated record. NCBI's taxonomy places the organism in Eukaryota, Viridiplantae, Streptophyta, Magnoliopsida, Malvales, Malvaceae.
AUGAAGUCAGUUAUUCGGUUGACGUUGUGUGCUGAAGCUGGAAAAGGUCAAUAUGAAAUGGCUUUGGGGCAUAGUGCUUGCACAAAUGCUGCUGACAAUUUGAUUUACACUCGUGAAACUGUCAGAACUAUUGCAAAUAAACAUGGUCUGUUGGCAACUUUUGUCCCAAAAAUACUCGAAUCUUUUUAUUUCUCCUCCCAGGUAUAUGAUUUGGAUGACAUAGGUUCUGGAUCCCAUGUGCAUCUCAGUUUAUGGCAGAAUGGACAAAAUGUUUUUACAGAAUCUGAUGCAUCUUCUCAUCAUGGAAUGUCUAAAUUUGGGGAGGAGUUCAUGGCAGGGGUUUUAGACCAUCUUCCUUCAAUUUUGGCAUUCAUAGCACCACUUCCGAACCGGUUUAGUUAUGAUCGCAUACAACCUAAUACGUGGAGUGGGGCAUAUCAACGCUGGGGAAAAGAAAACAGAGAGGCGCCAAUAAGAACUGCAUGCCCACCUGGGGUCCCAAAUGGAUUUGUGAGCAACUUUGAGAUAAAAUCUUUUGAUGGAUGUGCAAAUCCACACUUGGGAUUGGCUGCUAUAACUGCUGCCGGAAUCGAUUGUCUACGACGCCAUCUUCGUCUGCCUCAACCUAUUGAUGCAAAUCCAGCUACACUUGACGGGAAACUAUCGAAACUUCCACGAUCGCUGUCUGAAUCAUUGGAAGCUCUUCAGAAAGACAAAGUGUUGAAGGAGGUGAUUGGUGAAAAGCUUUUUGUAGCAGUAACCGGAGUUCGAAAGGCAGAAAUAGAGUACUACUCGAGGAACAAGGAUGCAUACAAACAACUUAUACACCGUUAUUAAGUUGAUGAAUCA